Molecule: messenger RNA, 565 nt
Organism: Betta splendens (Siamese fighting fish)
Lineage: Eukaryota; Metazoa; Chordata; Actinopteri; Anabantiformes; Osphronemidae
Gene: tomm7
Product: translocase of outer mitochondrial membrane 7 homolog (yeast)
Exons: 3
Coding region: 69-236 (55 amino acids)
Biological process (GO): protein import into mitochondrial matrix
Cellular component (GO): mitochondrial outer membrane translocase complex
Source: RefSeq, a predicted model, not a curated record
GACGUCACUUCCUUUUUCGCGUCCUUUGCAGUUGCAUCCUCGCUAGCCAGGUGAACUCGGAUAAACAAAUGGCUAAAAUGAACAAAGAGACCAAACAGCGGUUACAGCAGCUCUUCCAGUGCGGCCAGUUUGUCAUCCGAUGGGGCUUUAUCCCAACGGUGCUGUACCUCGGUUUCAAACGAGGAGCAGACCCAGGAAUGCCUGAACCUACAGUUUUAAGUUUGCUGUGGGGUUGAUGCAAAUCUCCACACACCAAACCCUUCCUCUCUGCGAGAACACCUCACCCCCUGCCAUUUAAAACCAGAGAAAUGGACUUUGUUCAUCAAGAAGCCUACUUCCCAGUAUCUGUGUCCACACACAGCAUGUGUUCAUACGGUGAAUGCACUGAGCAUGCGGGCUGGGACGAUAUCUGGAAUAAGAAGACUGGAUCCAUGAAAACAUGUCCUGCUUUGUUUGCAAUAGUGUGACAUCGAUGUUUGAAUUUACCAUUUGCUCCAUGUUUUUUUUCUAGUUUUAUUUGUAAUUUAAAACCAUAAAUUGAAAAUAAAUCCUUAAUGAAAUGUUA